UCUUAAACUCCCAACAAACAUUAUAUCACUCCAUCCCUCCAUCUUUUCCUCAUCCAUUUAAAUAAAGAAAUGGCUCGAGGCAAACACUUGUCAUCAACAACUUUCUUAUUUCUAGUUUUAAUUUCUCAUUUUUCGGUUAUUAUAGCAAGCAUUGACGAACUAGCUCCAAAAGACAAAAAGAUUUACAUUGUGUAUACUAAGAAUUCUGAUUAUGUCAAAAUCUUAGCCUCAGUAUUAGGAAGUGAGGAGGCAGCAACAGAGGCAAUAGUGUAUACUUAUCGAUAUGCAGUAGAAGGAUUUUCAGCUUCAUUGACUCCCGAACAGGCUUCUCGUUUGUCAGGGCAAGAUGAUGUUUUAAGUGUCCAAGAAAGCAAAUUAUACAGAUUGGAUAAGGGAUUUGAAGGUCAAACCAACAAUCAACUGGGAGAGUUGUCUAAUGAUCAAUAAGUUCUUGAAAGCUCACUUGUAAUUAACCGUCUAGCCUUUGGCAAAAAAAUAAGGAAAUAAUGCCAAAACUUUCAAUUUUAGGACUUCAUUGGUCUCUUAUCACGCACUAAAAUUUGGACAGGACGUGAAUGCAAUCAAUACUAAUUAUCUCAAGCAAAAACCUUGUAUGUAUCUAGCUGACAAAUAGAUAAUCUAAUUAAGCGAUCUAAAUUUGGAAGGGCCUGUUGAAAAAUUAAUUAUUAAUUUCUCAAAAAGAAUACUAUGUCUUGCGAUUACAAUUGUAAUUGAUUCUUCUUUAAUG
This is a messenger RNA of Lycium barbarum (goji berry), 748 nucleotides long. RefSeq names its product subtilisin-like protease SBT3.9. The transcript has 3 exons. Bases 70 to 447 code for a protein of 125 amino acids. Lineage: Eukaryota; Viridiplantae; Streptophyta; Magnoliopsida; Solanales; Solanaceae. The record is from RefSeq and is a predicted model, not a curated record.